Molecule: messenger RNA, 865 nt
Organism: Leptopilina boulardi
Lineage: Eukaryota; Metazoa; Arthropoda; Insecta; Hymenoptera; Figitidae
Exons: 4
Coding region: 78-734 (218 amino acids)
Source: RefSeq, a predicted model, not a curated record
UAUAAAGCCAUCGAUAACAUAUAGUUUCACAAUGUUAGAUAUGUGCUAAAAUUAAUGACAUCUCAACAAAAUAUAAAAUGAAACUAAUUUUUUUUUCGUCCUGCAUUAUUUGUAUUUUACAUGUACAAUUUUGUCAGUCGUUCAUUGAAAUUAACAAAUAUAGCAUAAAAGAUUUUGCAAUCGAUAUGAUGAGAAUAAAACAAGAUCUGUUUAAAUAUAAAGAAAAGGUGCACUUGGAAUUUGAGAUUUAUUAUAAUCAAACAGUAGAAAAUUUUUUUUGCAAUCAUGCAAAUCAAAGUAAAGACUGUAUGAGUAAACAAAACAUCAAAAAUGGUUAUGAUAUAUCACUGAACAGCGAAGAGAACAAAAAUAUUGAUGAAGCAGUGCAAAAAAUAAAAGCUUGUAUCAAUAAUGCUAAUAAUUCAUUGCUACGCAUUCCACUGGAAGACAUUGAUUACGUCAUUUCAAAUUUUGGUGCCGAUGUUGCCUCCAAUCUUAAAAUAUUCUCUAGAGAUUGUGAAUACUGGACGGCAGUAUUAUCACGUAAUAUAACAAUGAAUGAAUGUUAUGCAUUAAAAUCACCAAUAUUUCAAUUAAUUGUAAAUAAUUUUCGAGAAACAAUAGAUAAUUUGAAAAUUUUAAUUGUAAAUAAUGCUAAGAAAAUGAUUGAAUCAGUAAAAAAUUGUGCGUCACUAGCAGAAAUGUGGUUUAAAAAAAAUCUAAAAGAUAAAUGAUAAAUUCUCGCAUAUAGAUAAAUUAAAUUUCUUUUUUUAUUUUGUAAACUAGAUAUUAAUUUUCACUGAUUUUUCUUUUAUGGAAAUAUAUAAAUGUUUGUAAUUCGUCAAUAAAUUUACCUUAUAUUUUA